AUCUGCUUCAAAGUAAAGUACAGAUUGACAAGACAGAAGCAGAACAAAACUUCAUGGCACAAUAGAGAAUUUCGAGAGGGAAAUACGAUGUCUGACAAUAGCAAGAUGAGGAUCAAUCUCCUCCUGCUUGGAAGAACACAAAGUGGGAAAAGUGCAGCAGGAAACACUCUUCUGGGCAGCAGAGACUUUCCCAGUUUUCUUUCCCCGUGCUCUGUGACUACAUCCUGCCACCUAGGCCGCAGCUGUAACAUUUCAGAUUUUGGGCGUCAGCAAGGAAGAGCACUAACUGUGCAAGUCCAUGUGCUGGACACUCCUGGAUAUCCUCACAGCAGCCUCAGCAAAGAGCAGAUCCAGAAAGACGUCAAAGAUGCGGUAGCUCAUCACUUUGGACAGCAAGGUCUACAUUUGGCACUUUUGGUUCUAAGAGCCGAUGUUGUACUGUGUGAAGAAGAGGAAACUUCCACCAUACAACUGAUUGAGGAACUCCUUGGGCCUAACUGGAAAACUUACACUGUCAUUUUAUUUACUCAUGCAGACCAGAUUGAAAAAUCAUCAUUUACUAUAGACAAAUAUUUACAUAGUGCCUCAGACGCACUACAUAAAGUAAUGCAGUUAGUUCAGCAAAAAUGCAUUUUUAUUGACAAUCAUGCUAGGUUUCUAAAACAUGAAAACCUAAAAGCUUUAAGAAAAAUUAUGGAGUUUCUAAAACAAAACAGUUUCCAGACCCUUCAUGUAAAAUAAACAAUGCUAUACAUUUAAAUAAUUUACUAUUUCCAAAUUCUGGAUUCUUUGCGCUUUUAUAAUUCACUCUUUUGGAGGCAUGAUGACUCAAUGAUUAAAGAUGCUGAGCUCAUCAGCUGGAGGCUGACAGCCAGGGUUCAAGACCCAAUGGGAUGAACGCUUUGGGGUACAGAGUUAUUUUUUCAGAUUCAAUUUACAUAGUGUCAGAUUGAAGUAUACUAUUGAAAACUACUUAUUUUCACCCAGUGUAUCCAGGAUCAAAUAUAAAUUUCAUAUAUUCAUGAUGGUUUUAAAAUGCCUAUAUUGUGUGCACUAAUCAAGCUGAAUAGCCAUAAAAUAUUUUCAUUAAAAUAUA
Thamnophis sirtalis is the source of this 1096-nucleotide messenger RNA. RefSeq names its product GIMAP family P-loop NTPase domain containing 1 (gene GIMD1). The record is from RefSeq and is a predicted model, not a curated record. Gene Ontology annotation, molecular function: GTP binding. Lineage: Eukaryota; Metazoa; Chordata; Lepidosauria; Squamata; Natricidae.